AUUUCCUCUUUUGGUUUUCUCUCGCAAUCAAUCCAAAACCCUAGAUGCCCGAUUUAGGGCAAAAGGAUGCUGGCUAAACCCCUAAUUCCCCAGUUGCCAGAUCGAGAAGAAGGAACAAUGGAUUCCAAUUCGGGAUCUUUGAUGAAUGAGGGACAAAUUGCCUUGCGUUUAUGGGAUAUGGAUCCUAAUACUUCAAUAGUUCGUGGAAUCAUACGAGGAAAGAUUAUGCAACUUUUAAGCGAGCAACCAGCAUUAAUUGAAUGGAACCAUGAAAAGAUUGAAAGGCUUGCCAGAUACAUGGAUGACAUACUCCUUAGAAGAGCACCAUCACAGGUGCACUAUAUGAACAUAGAGACACUGGGGAGCAGAUUGAAGGAUCUGCUCAAUUACCACAAGAACGUUACUAUCACCAAAAAAUUGGCUAAUGAUGUAUCCUUUUCAUCAAAUGGCGCUACAGAACAAAGUUGUGAAAUUCCACAUGAUAUGGAACUGCUCUCUUCAGAUACUUCUUACCAGAAUUCAAGUUCCAGCAGUGAUUGUGCUACUGCAUCAUCGGCCAGUGUUAGGACUUCCAUAGACAACAACUCAGCUUCGAGUUCAUUGCUUGGUGUCCCAACCGCUUCUCGUCGCUAUCUCCCUAACAGCCACCACCGUGUAGUGGCAAAGACAUCUAUUUCUACUGAUGGAAAUGCUAUGCACGGUUCAGAAACUAGUCUCGAAGCUUUGUCUGAUGUAUCAGAAAAUUGUCAUGAUGAUGGGUUCUCAACAAUGUUUCCAUCCAGCAAGCAAGUUGAUUUUUCGAAUGGCCAUUUCUUGAAUGAUGUUGGUGACAACAGUCAGUCUUCCAUAUCUCAGACGCCUUCUGGACUAUCUCAUGAUGGUACACCAUCAUUUGCCAGCAACACUGAUCAGACAAUUGAUAGAUCAUCUCUAUCUGAAAAAUGUGAUAAUCUUUUUAUGCCUGGUUGUAAUUUUAAUUCAUCAUUUGGUUUGACUAGUUUUGGAAAUAUGCAUCAGUCAGACAAUCAUUCUUAUUUGAGAUUGACAUCAGUAAAUGCUCCAUCAAUAUGUUCAAAAAAUGAACAAUUUCCGCAGUGUAUGAGGCAGAAGCAGCUUCAUGCAUCUUCCCAGCAGCCUGAUCUGCAGUAUAAUCAACCAGAUCACCUUCAGCACCGGCAAAAGGGGAUAUCCUAUCAGCGGCAACAGUUUACGAGUAAUAGAAGCAUUUUAAAUGGGUUCAGUAGAGCUAAGGGUUGUGUUGUCCAAAACCAGUCAUAUAAUCAGUCUGGCGAACAGUAUUUACAGCAACAUCCUUUAUCAUUGGGAAGUAGAAAUUCAGGGGAAAACUUGUCCCAAAAAGUUUCAAAUGACUAUGAUGAAGUCCCAAAAAAGUCCCUGACAGUGCAUUGUAUUCCUCAGCAAUUUUCUCCAUCCGCAGAAGAAUCCAAACCCGAUCUGAGCUUUUGUUCUCUGAGUGGCACAGCUGCUGCUGGAUUGGGAAUGCCAAGGCGGAAGUUGAAAUAUGAUAUGCUCCGUUCCAUCCGUCUGCUUUAUCACCAUGCACUGCAUUGUGCAGAUCGUGAAAGGAGAUGUGAGCAUUGUUAUUGCAUGAACAUGAAGCUGCUUCUUGACCACAUCUCCAAUUGUAAUGACAAUUGUAGCCAAAAAGACUGUUUCAAGUACAAAAAACUAUUAACUCACUUCCAAGAAUGCUGUUCAAGUACUUGUGGUAUUUGCCUCCCUGAUAAAAUGAGUCUGGAAAAUGGUCUGCAUGGAACACUUAUUUUUGAUACAGCUGAAUCUAUGGCUUCUUCUCUCACUGUCAAUACCAUGGAGCAUGAAAAACCUCCUCCUAAGCGCACUAAAACCGAGGAACAUUUUCUUGUUCAUAAGAGUCUGAAUGAAACUUCUAGUGUAUCACUACCUGUUGAAACGUGUACCAUAGAAUGCCAAGAACUGAGCCGGUCAGUAAAUAAUGCACCUGAAAGCAUGGAACUAGAUACAGGGCUAUCUUCAAGCUCGUCGCAGGAAAGUCAUCCAGAAUGCUGUAUAGUUAAAAUUGGGGAUCCAAUUGAAUCAAAGCUUGAUCUUGUUUCCUCCACAAAUUCAGAAGUGACUGAUGCUCAACCUGACAAAGAAAAUGUGCAGGUUUCAGUGGAAGCAGAUAAGGUCAAAGUGAAACAGGAGGGUGCAUGCAUGAAUACUAGCUCAUUACAGGAAAGUCAUCAAGAAUGUUGUAUGGUCAAAAUUGAGAAUCCAUUUUCAGAUGUAAAAAUACAUCUCGUUCCCUCAACCACUUUAGAAGUGACAGAUGUUCAACCUGAGAGUAAACAUAUGCAGGUUUCAGCAAAAGCAGAUAAGGUCAAACUGGAGGAUAGAUUUAUGAAUACUGCGACAUCUCACCUCUGUAUGAUGGAGAGAAAGCCACGAAAGCUAAAGAUGGGCGUUUCUUUGAUUGAUUCAUUCACUACAGAGAACGUUAGGGAGCAUAUCAAUAGUCUCAGGCAGUCAGUAGGUCAGAGUGAAAAAAAGACAGAAGAAAACCAAGGGCUGGGACUUGCAGCAGAUAUGAAUACCUGCAGUUUGUGUGGGAUGAAAGAUCUUCGUUUUGAACCACCUUCUCGAUAUUGUGCACAAUGUUAUAAAAAGAUCAACCACAAGGGAGUUUGUUAUUCCAUUAAAAGUGUUGUAGAUGAAAGUGAUCUGCAGGUCCUUUUCUGCCGUGAGUGCUUUCAGGAACCCGGUGAAAAUCUUAAGUUUGGUAGUACAUCAUAUUUGAAAGCAAAUCUAGUGAGGACAAAGAACUAUGUUGAAGCUGAUGAUGUAGAUGAAUCAUGGGUCCAUUGUGAUAAAUGCGAGGGCUGGCAGCACCAAAUAUGUACUCUUUUUAAUUCAGUAAGGAAUGAGGCAGUGCAAGCUGAUCAUACUUGCCCUAGUUGCAUCUUAAAAGAGAUAGAGAGUGGGGAACAUAAGCCAUUAUAUCGGAGUACGAUUCUUGGGGCAAAAGACUUGCCAUCAACUUUGCUGAGUGAUCACAUAGAGAAAUGGGUUUAUAAACGUCUGGAAGAAGAGAGACAGCAAAGAGCAAGUUCUUUGGGGAAGAGUUUUUCUGAGGUUCCAGGAGCUGAAGGCCUUGUUGUAAGAGUUGUAUCAUCAGUUGUCAAGAAACUGGAAGUAAAACAAGUUUUUCGAGAUAUUUUUCAGGAAGAGAUAUACCCUACAGAAUUUCCUUACAAAUCGAAGGCCAUACUCUUGUUUCAAAACAUUGAUGGUGCAGAUGUUUGCCUCUUUGGGAUGUAUGUACAAGAAUAUGGUUCAGGAUGUGCAGACCCAAACAGAAGACGUGUUUGUAUUUCAUAUCUUGAUUCUGUCAAAUAUUUCAGACCUAAGGUAGCAGCUGUGACUGGAGAAGCUCUCCGCACCUUUGUUUAUCAUGAGAUUUUGAUAGGAUACCUUGAUUAUUGUAAGAAGCGAGGUUUCACCAGUUGCCAUGUAUGGGCGUGCCCACCUCUGAAGCGAGAUGAUGAUUAUAUUCUAUAUUGCCACCCUAAGAUACAGAAGAUGCCAAAGCCAGAGAAGCUACGUGAAUGGUACCAGUCAGUAGUUCGGAAAGCUGCUAAAGAAGGCAUUGUUGCUGAGCACACUAACUUAUACGAUGAAUUUUUUGUAAAAACUGGCGAAUGCAAGGCUAAGAUAACUGCAGCGCGUUUGCCAUAUUUUGAUAGUGAUUACUGGCCAGGAGCAGCAGAAUUUUUCCUACAAAGUGAGAAUAGUAGUAAGCCUCAGAAGAAAGGAAGAAAGGCUGUAACUGAUAGAGUUCUAAGGGCUUUUAGACGGGAUUCUUUAAUAGAAAAUCCGAAAGAUAUUCUGCUCAUGUACCAGCUUGGAAAUGAAAUCCGCAAAAUGAGGGAUGAUUUUAUCAUUGCACAUCUGUGGCAUGUCUGCAAGCAUUGCUGUCAGCCUAUUUUGUCUCAGAAGCAAUGGGUUUGCUGUGUUUGCAAGAACUUUCAGCUUUGUGAGAAGUGCUUUCUGUCAGAACAGAGUCUGGAAAAGAGAGAAAGACACCCUAGUGGCACAUGCGAAGUCCAUUUAUUUCACGACCAGGUUCAGGUGGACAACAUUCCAGCUGAUACCAUUGAUGAUGAUGAUGAAACUAUACAGAGUGAAAUAUUUGACACUAGAUUGAUGUUCUUGAGUCAUUGCCAGUACAAACAUUACCAAUUUGAUACACUUCGAAGGGCAAAACAUUCAACAAUGAUGAUCCUUUAUCAUCUGCAUAAUCCAUUUUCUCCUUUGGUAUCUACUUGCAUUGGUUGUCACAAUGAUGUAGACACAGCUGAGGGCUGGCAUUGCUUGAGCUGCACUGGCUAUGAUUUAUGUGAUUCUUGCUAUCAAAAAGGCACUUUUCCACAUGAGCAUGAGUUGGUUCAAGGUGCCAAGAUGGGUGAUCGUAAUUCACAGAGGAGCAAUCAAAGCAAGCAAGUAAAAUCUUUGCAGGAUUUAUGUGGUGCUCCUUUGUUACAUGCCUCCAAGUGUGGUGACUCUCGCUGCACUUCUCCAUAUUGCCUCAAGCUCAAAGGUCUCUUCCAUCACAGUACAAAAUGUAAAACUCGUGCCAAUGGAGGUUGUAAAUUUUGUAUGAAGAUUUGGUACAUUCUCCACACCCAUGCUCGAUUUUGCAGGGAACAGGAAUGUCAUGUGCCUCGAUGCAAGGAUUUGAAGGAACACUUCAGGAAGAAGCAAUUGAUAGUAGAUUCUCAGCAACAAAUGGAGGAUUCUCGGCGGAGAGCUGGAGCAAAGCAGAGAAUGAGGGAGAGAAUAAUGAGGCAGAAGAAUUCUGAGGCAAUUGAACCUACUGACUAACUAUGAUUUUCCCUGAUGUUUUGCUCUAGGAUUGUAUUUAACUAGUCGUGUAAAUAAUUUGGACAAGUGUAAGACAUCAUUAAUUUUCGUGUGGAGUCUGAAAAGAUAAAGAGCAAGAGGAUGAGAAAGGUAAGAGCCUCAGGGGAAAUAAAUUGGCUCAGGGCAAUUGUAUAGGGGUGUUCCUUUAACUAAAUUUCAUUUAUAGCUGUAAAUUCUUUGUUGGGGACUAAUAAAUGGGAGACAGAUUGGUAUUAUCUAUUGGCAAUAAAAGUUUUGUAUGUACA
Asparagus officinalis (garden asparagus) is the source of this 5147-nucleotide messenger RNA. RefSeq names its product histone acetyltransferase HAC1-like. Gene Ontology annotation, biological process: positive regulation of transcription by RNA polymerase II. The record is from RefSeq and is a predicted model, not a curated record. Bases 67 to 4863 code for a protein of 1598 amino acids. NCBI's taxonomy places the organism in Eukaryota, Viridiplantae, Streptophyta, Magnoliopsida, Asparagales, Asparagaceae. The transcript has 17 exons. Gene Ontology annotation, cellular component: transcription regulator complex; histone acetyltransferase complex. Gene Ontology annotation, molecular function: zinc ion binding; histone acetyltransferase activity; transcription coactivator activity.